AUGGCAGAGAAGAGGACGUUUGAUGCUGCAUUCGAAGGGCAUCUUGCUCAUGUUGUGCACCAGAAUUCUACGAGCAACUCAAAGCAGCCUUGGGAGAGAAGCAUUGUGAAUGUGCCGAGUGUAUUGCCGAAAGCUUUCUUGGGAAGGGGGCGUCUUGGGAAUGUGCUUACUCAUACGGCUGCUGCUCCUGUGAAAGCUCCGAGUGGCCCGUCGGCUAUAAAUCUGACUGCUACUGGAGGCAAGCUGCCACGGAAGGUUGGGCCUUCCUGGAUUCAGAGACAAUCGGAUAACAGACAUGCGGCUGUCAUGAAGUGGCUUCGGAUUGCUAAAGAGGGUGGCGACUUCUUUGGGGUCUGUGCUAGAGUGGCGGAAGAUGCUGAAGCUGGAUUGCCAGCCUCACUGCAGGAGUCUCUAGGAGAUGUUUUCUCACUCAAGGCGAGCAGUACGCUUCACAGCAGGGCUGGCCCGGUCCUGAGAUACAUGGCAUUCUGCUGGCGCAUCAGAGAGCAGCCUUUCCCUUUGUCCGAGCAGAAGAUGUAUCGCUUCGUCAAGGAAUACUGCAGUGGGGCUGCGCCUACCUUUGCCGCCAGCUUUAUGAGUUCCAUUGGCUUCAUGCAAUAUGUCUUGGAGGCGAAGGUCCCGGCCGAUUGUGUUAGCAGCCGGCUGGCUGGCGCAGUUUCGAAGCUCUACUUGGAGAAGAGAAAGCUGCAACAGAAGCCGCCGCUGACGGCUUCACAGAUUCGGGCUUUGGAGCGAAUUGUGCUGGGACUUAUACCUGAAGUCCGUGCGGAUGUCGAUAGAUACGCGGCAGGGUGCUUUUUGUAUUGUGUGUUUGCAAGAGCCCGCUAUUCGGACAUGCAGUGUUCUGGUGAGCUGGCGAAAGACAUCGUGCAAGGUGAGCGCGGACCGCGUGGGUACCUUGAAGCGAGGGUCACCAGGAGUAAAACGAGUCACAACUUGGAGCGUAAGACCCGAUAUCUUGCUAUGGUCAGUCCGAUAUGGGGCCUUGAGCAGGAUUCUUGGGCGUUGGCUUGGAUGGAGGUGGCUGGCAGGGCGGGGCCCGCAUGGGGGCCUGACAUGCCCCUGCUACCGUCCCCCACCGACGGUGGCCAAUGGCAGAAGGCGCCUAUGUCUGCGCAGGCUGGAGCGCGGUGGCUUCGCCACCUUCUCUAUCGUGCAGGCGAGGAUGUCGCAUCGGUCAAGGCCGUGGGCACUCACUCCUGCAAAGCUACGCUUUUAUCUUGGAUGUCCAAGUGGGGAGAUAGUAAGGAGAUCAGGUCGAUACUCGGAUAUCAUUCUAGUGCCAACGCCGGCACGGAUGUGAUCUACGCGAGGGACAGCGUUUCCCCUGCAUUGCGUGAGCUGGAGGAAAUGGAUUUUGAGCCGAGCGGUUGCCUUCGAGAAAGCCUGGAGGGCAAGGCGGUUUUUCGGCAUGUCACCACCCGCUUCAUACACUUAGUUUUUGCAUCCGAUCUGCCGGCAGUGCUUUCCAGAGGCGAGGUGAGGGAUCGUAGGCGGGAUGAAUAUGCGCACGGAAUACAAGGAACGCUGUGCUCGGCAUUGCAGUGGUCUCAAGAGCCCGGAGUCGCAAAUGCGGGGUUUGAUCAGACUGAGCGUGAUCUCAUCCUGAAGCACGUUAAGAGUUUGAAGCAGUUGGCCUUCGUGAGCUCUUUUGCUCCGGGGGCUGCGGACGAAGGUCCGUUGAUCGAGGCCCUUAAGGCGAUGCUUGGAAAGGACCCAGAGAUGAGUCAGAAAGCAGCUUUCAGAGCCGUAUUUCAUGAAGCUUAUGCCAUUGUCACUUCGGAGAUGCGACAGCAGGUCGAAAGGGUAGAGGAACCGACAGUUCGUCAUUUGAGUCAGCCCGAGAGGGCUGAGAGAAUUGAGCGCCAGCGUUCACAGUUGACUGGCAUCACGAUAAAGGGUUCCUCGGAACCAUCAGAGGCCUUGGUCGACCUGUGCGUCGGUCAGUACGAGGCCAAUGUGAUUCAGUAUGUGCCUUGGUCAAAGUGCACGUCGCGGGAACAAGAGCUCCUAGGCGACGGUAAGAAGGACCUGAAGCUUUCGAUUGACGGCGAGAGUGGUAAGCUUAAGGUGGAAAACAAGGCCAAAGAUCAGGUGGCCGAUACAUCCACUGAGGUGAUGCUUCUGCAGGCCCUGCAGCGGCGUGCUCUUGCAUUCGAUCAAGCUAACAUUGUCUCUUUCACAAAGCUUGACAUGUGGCAUCAGAAGUUGAUGAAGGCGAGGUUGACUCCACCUCCGCCGGGUUACCAGCAAGUCACAUUCACUCAGUUGCAGAAUGCAGACUCGAGGCUCUUUCUGGAGCUUCAGGACCAUACGCGCACAGGCAUCCAGUCGGAUGCCAAAGGUCGUCCGAUCGAUGGCAUCAUAGAUUCAGUCAGCUGCAUGCACGAGGUGGUGUCGUUGAUGCAGCCGCUACAGGGCGGCCCUUCGUCUUCGUACGGUCCCAGUGAGCCUGCUCGACUGAGGGAGUCACCGUAUAAAGGCAAAGGCAAGGGCAAAGAUGGCAAAGGAAAGAAGCGCUUCGUUGCCAUGCCGAGCGAGCUUCGUGGGUGCAAUUCGCACACCGCGAAAGGACAUCCGAUCUGCUAUGCCUUUAACCUGGGGUCAUGCCCGAACAAGGUGACCGGCAAUAAGUGUGAGAAGGGAUUGCACAUCUGUGCAGUCCCCAAGUGCGGCAUGAACCACGCCGCUAUCAAGUGUCCCAAGAAGCCGAAAGAUGGCGAGCAGGAAGUGCUUAAGGCCCAUCCCGAAGGGGAUGAGCCUCUUUUGAGUGCGCCCGAAGGGGCCCAAGCAAUGCCAUUUGAAGAGCAGGGAUCGAACCCACUCGAUCCAAAGGUUCAUGCGGACUCUUAUGCCGAGGAGCUUCUGUCUUUGGACAGGGAUCCCACGGCCCAGGAGUUGAUUCGUUUGUUUGACAUGCUUCCUCAGGAGCCGCUUUUGAGCAAGACUCGUGACGAUGGAGCCGCGGCCUUCUCGACUGGUGCCUACGUGAAGGGGCCUCUGCUCGGUCUCAGGAGUAACUGCAGCAAACAUCCGGCGGCUUCAAAGAUUUUCGCUCAGGCGGUGCAACGCGCUGCCCCGGGAAUGAAAUUUUCUACUCUGAGUGUGUUUUCAGACCUGAAGACGGAGCCUCAUGUCGACCGCUUCAACUCUCCUUUCCCUAACAUUCUUGUGCCACUCAGCAAUUUUCGGAAAGGAGAGGUCUGGGUCGAGUCAGCUCAGGGCGUUUUUCCUUGUGAGGUCGAUGGUGUUACGAAGCGCGGCAUCUUGAUCGAUGUUGCCUCCGGACCGAAGGCCUUCUAUGCUUGCAGCCAUGUGCACGCUACACGGCCGUGGAGCGGCCGACGCGUAGUCAUAGUUGGUUUUUGUAUUGCUAGGGUUCAGGAGCUUGACGUGGACUGUAGGGCGCGCUUGGCUGAGCUUGAUUUCCCUGUGCCCCAGACGCCGCCCAACUUCAGCCCGGAUUUGAUCGAGGUCAGGGGUACCUUCCAUGACCUCAGAAGUUCUCAAGUGGAUGCAGCCUGUGAUGCCCUCCCGGCUCAACUGCAAGCCGCCUCUCUGCUGUGCCUUGACCUCUUUUGCAAUGCAGGCGAGUUCGGGGCCUCCCUGAAGGCAGCCGGAUUCGAUGUGCUCGCGAUCGAGCAACCGCACCUGAAGCAGAGAGCUUUGCUCAGCGUUGUGUCGCUGGAUCUUAGGAAGGCUGCCUCUUGGGACUUCCUAGUUAAGGUUGUGCUCGCUAGGAGGGUCGUCUUCGUGCUUGCCGCCCCCACUGUGGCCGCCUCUUCAGGCGACCUUCCCGAAGGUUUUGCCCAGGUGGCUUCCGAGCUCAGCUCAUUCUUGGCAUUGCCCGCCACUCUUGAUAUCGGAUGGGGAGUCUUGAAUCCGCUAAGCAGCCGGCUGUGGGCGACUUUGGCGCUGCCUGCCUCGCAUGUCGUCAAGUUCGACCUGCUUGCCCAUGGUGGCGAGCAACACCAGCAGUAUGAUGCCAAAAAUUCCUUGACGGCCGCUUUUCAAUCGGAUGAGUUCGUCAGGACAGCAGUCACUCUGUCCCAUCCUUUCGACUUGUCUUCGGCAGUGCCAGAUGAGAUGCUCGAGAUUCUUGCGUUCACUCUCACCAAAGGGCCGUUGGCUGUCAUGAGGCAUCGCUUGGACACCUUGACGAAAUGGAAAAAGUGGUCUCAGGAACUUCGUGGAGCAGAGGCCUCCUUGCACGCGAGGCUUCACCCAGAUGUCGAGAAGAUAGUUGCACGCAAGAACUUGACUCUCCUGCGACGUGUGGCUGAAGACUUGCAGUGGCCUGAUGCCACGAUAAUCGACGACAUCGAGAACGGCUUUGAGCUUGUGGGUGAGGCCAAGGUUACAGGCAUCUUCGAGGUGGAUCCGAAACCCUCUUCGAUGUCCGUGGACGAGUUGCUUGAUCAUGCGAAGUUCUUGAAGCCAGCCCUGUGGGGCAAGGUGUCGGGAGAUGCGAGCCACCCGGAUGAUCAGGAGCUCUGGGAUCUCACUUGUGCUGAAGCCGAUGAGAAAGGCUGGUUGCAUGGGCCCUACACGUGGGAACAACUGCAGAACAUGUUUGACUCAAAGUGGAUACCUGUGCGCAGAUUCUCCAUCCGGCAAAAGAACAAAUUGCGACCCAUCGACGACCUGUCCGAGAAUGCCGUCAAUCAAGCUUGGACAGUGAUGGAGAGGAUAGGUUUGCGCGCGCUUGAUGAAAUCACUUGGGCCUGUAUGGCUUUGAUGAGGGCCAGCUUGGGCCGACGCGAAGUUUUCUUCCGGAAAUCCGACGGCUCUGUUUUGUCUGGUCCUUUGCAUUCGUAUUGGCAGCAAGACACUCGUCGUUGCUCGCCGGUCUUGAAGACUACGGAUCUGCGCUCAGCUUAUAAACAGUUUGCUAUCCGGCCAGGACAUCAUCGGAUGUGCGUGGUGACCUUGAAGGAUCCAGCGGACGGCUUAACAAAGGGAUUCGUCUGCCGCGUGUUGCCGUUCGGGGCUUUGGCCUCGGUCGGGCAGUUCAACAGGUUUUCGAGGCUGUGGCAAAGGAUUCUCUGGGAGCUGAAGCUCGCUGCGGCGAGCUAUUUCGACGAUUUUCCGUCGGUGGAGGUCAGGGCCCUUGCCGAGAACCAUGAUUCCUCAGUGAAGGCAGCGCUGCGACUUUUUGGAGUUGACUGGGCGAGCGACAAGGACCUUCCCUUCUCGCAGACAGCCGACGUCUUGGGCGUCCGACUGGACGCGACUGACACGGAGGGCGGAGUGCUGAGGGUCAGAAACAAGCCUGAGAGAUCCAAGGAAAUUGCUUCUUCGAUCGACAAGAUCCUUGCGGAUGGCUGUAUUGAUCCAAAGCAGAUCCCCUCUUUGUUUGGCCGGAUACAGUUUUCGGAGAGUCAGUUGAUGGGCCGACAGGGACGCUUGGCUUUGGCUCAGAUUCGCUGGCUUUCGAGUGCUCGUCACCGUCACGUUCUAUCUUCUUUAGACGCUACUGUCUUCAGAAGCUUGAGGGAGAGGAUGCUUGAGGGCCGGCCACGCGAGAUCCAGGUUCUUCCCGUUGGCGGCCAGACUCUCGUUUUCACUGAUGGUGCAUGCGACAAGCUGGGCGACAAGUUUAGCUGCUCAAUCGGAGGUGUCAUGUAUCGGGUGCUUCCAACUGGUUCCUAUGAGACGAGGGCGUUCGGGUGCUACCUGGACGAAUCGGUCGUCGAGCAAUGGGCGGGACUGGGGAAGAGACACUUGAUAGGUCCUACCGAGCUUUUCGCGGUGGUGGCGGCCCGACACAUGUCUGGAAAGAUUUUCUGA
This is a messenger RNA of Symbiodinium sp. CCMP2592, 5811 nucleotides long. The record is from the annotation of a GenBank genome assembly. Lineage: Eukaryota; Dinophyceae; Suessiales; Symbiodiniaceae.